Molecule: messenger RNA, 1770 nt
Organism: Diaporthe batatas
Lineage: Eukaryota; Fungi; Ascomycota; Sordariomycetes; Diaporthales; Diaporthaceae
Product: tyrosine--tRNA ligase MSY1
Exons: 4
Coding region: 1-1770 (589 amino acids)
Biological process (GO): tyrosyl-tRNA aminoacylation
Cellular component (GO): mitochondrion; cytosol
Molecular function (GO): RNA binding; tyrosine-tRNA ligase activity; ATP binding
Source: RefSeq, a predicted model, not a curated record
AUGGCUUGGGGGAUGCUGAGCCUCAGAAGAUGGAUCGGCCUGAAGUAUCUCCAAAAGAAAAAGGAUGCCGAGAAGGCCUGGCAAGAUCAGGCAAAGGAGAUAAAGGCGGGCACAAGGAAGCACCUUUUCGACGAGCUCCAGGACAGAGGUUUCGUUAAGGACGUUGUAGGCACCAACGACCAUAUACGUGAGACAAUGAGACGGAAACGAAUUAGUGCCUACGCGGGCGUGGACCCUACCGCCAGCUCCCUCCAUCUUGGCCACCUCUUGCCAUUUAUGCCGCUAUUCUGGAUGUACAUGCACGGCUACGGUGCUUUCACUCUCAUCGGAGGCACAACCGCUCGAGUAGGAGAUCCCACAGGCAGGACCGACAGCCGUCCGCAGUUGGCAAGGAAAGAUCUCAUCCAGAACCUCGCGACUAUCCAUUACCAACUUGUCACGAUAUGGAAGCAUGUCGAAAUGGCAGCGGCGAGGUUUGGAUUCGAGAAAAAUUGGGCUUGGCGUCGUGGCAUCGUCAACAACAAUGCCUGGUGGCUCAAGCUGCCGAUGAUAGACGUGAUGAAACGCUUGGGAACCCAGAUGAGGAUGGGACCCUUGCUGUCACGCGACAGCGUGAAGAAUCGGCUGCAAGACGGCUCGGGGAUGUCGUUUGCCGAGUUCUGUUACCCGAUGAUGCAAGCCUGGGAUUGGUACGAGCUGCUCAAGCAGCAGGGCGUCCAGAUGCAGAUUGGGGGCUCAGAUCAGUAUGGGAACAUUCUCACAGGCUCCGCCUGUGUCAAAGCUUGUGUCGAAAACGAACCCGCUGAGGCUGAAAGGCUUCCCAACGGCGAAUUUGACCAGCCCAUCGGUUUCACAGUGCCGCUCCUUACCGACUCCUCCGGAGUCAAAUUUGGAAAGAGUGCUGGCAAUGCCCUCUGGCUCGACCCUUUCAAGACCACGCCAUAUGACCUUUACGGCUACCUGGUCAGGCGCCGAGACGACCAAGUGGAAAGUCUCCUGAAGCUCUUCACAUUCCACCCUCUUAGCAAGAUAACAGAGGUGAUGCACGAGCACCAAGCCAAUCCGCCAAAGCGAGUUGCCCAACACCUCUUGGCUUACGAGGUCGUCUGGCUGGUUCACGGGCACAAGGUCGCGAGGGAGACCCAGGCACAGCAUCAAGCCAUCUAUGGCGGCAAUCUGUCGCCGCAGGCUCCUGAGGGCUUGGCCCAAGACCCUUCGCAGUACGCGGUAGAUCCUGAACAGACAAAUCAUAGUAACAGGCCCCGGAUAGACGUGAAGCUGCCGCGGCAUGUCCUUGGGCUCUCACUCGCACGAAUUGCCCGCGCGGCAGGUCUCGCACAGAGUGUUUCCGAUGCCGACAGGAUCAUCAAGAAUGGGGGCUUGUAUAUCGGCGGUUCUCCGGGCCAGAAAGGCACCAGCAACGUGGGCAUGAGAUAUGACCAGUUGCAAUUCACCCCCGCCAAGACGUGGGAUAUCGAACAGAACAAGAAUUUCCUCGUUGAAGAUCAAAUUCUUCUCUUACGCAAGGGCAAGCACAAUAUCCGCUGCAUCGAAUUCAUAGCCGACGAGGAAUGGGAUAGACUGGGUCUGGAGUAUCCGGGCCAACCUCAUACCGGUAAAUUUCGCAAAGCUAUGCAGCGACUUAAUGGCAUGGCCAAAACGGGGAGUGAAGAUGCUGAAGUCGCUGGGCUCGUGGAAAGUGAGGACAGUGCAGAAGCUGGAGAAACUCGAGCAGGUAAUGAGGAAGACUCGAAGCAGACGGGGAACUAG